CCAAACAUGUUGUAUCCCCCCCCUUUUUUUUUUCUUUUCUAGCAGUUUGAUACGUUUUAUAUUCUUUUACUUUAAAAACCCAUUUGGCUCAUCUAAUUCAAGUUUAAAGCAUAAAGAGAGAGAAACAAUACAAUGUCUGGAAAUAAUCAACGUCUCAAUAUUUUCCCUACGCGAAUGGCGCUUACCAACAUGAAGCUCAAGUUGAAGGGAGCUCAAACUGGUCAUUCACUUUUAAAGCGUAAGUCUGAAGCUUUAACCAAACGUUUCAGAGGAAUCACCGUCAAGAUUGAUGAGCUCAAGCGCAAGAUGGGACAAGUUAUGCAACUUGCUUCUUUCUCUCUUGCUGAAGUUCAGUACAUUACUGGUGAUAUCAGUUAUCAAAUCCAGGAAUCAUCAAAGUCUGCUCAAUUACGUGUUCGUGCCAAGCAAGAGAAUGUCUCUGGUGUUAUGCUUCCUGUAUUUGAAAUGUACAACGAAGGUGGCAAUGCUUUCGAAUUCACUGGUCUCGGACGUGGUGGACAACAAAUCCAAAGAGCCAAGGAAGUUUAUACCAAGGCAGUUGAGACAUUGGUCGAACUUGCCAGUUUACAGACUGCCUUUGUUAUUUUGGACGAGGUUAUCAAGGCAACCAACCGUCGUGUCAAUGCUAUUGAGCAUGUUAUUAUUCCUCGUUACGAAAAUACCAUCAAAUAUAUCACUUCCGAAUUGGAUGAGCAAGACAGAGAAGAGUUCUUCAGAUUGAAAAAGGUUCAAAGUAAGAAGAAGGAGCGUGCUGCUGUUGAUGAAGCUGUUAGAAUACAGGAUGCUGCUCUUGCCGAGCAAAAGGGUCAUGAAGCUCCCAUUCUUCAAGCCGCACAGGAAACUGGUCAACUUGAUAUGUUGGACCGUGAAGAUGAGGAUAUCAUUUUCUAAUACAUAAGAAUUUGCCUAUUCCAUAUACAUAUAUAUAAAAAAAAAGAUUGUGCUUAUAUCCCUGUUUUGUAAA
This is a messenger RNA of Mucor mucedo, 985 nucleotides long. RefSeq names its product D subunit of V-type ATPase. The coding region runs from base 133 to 912 and encodes 259 amino acids. Gene Ontology annotation, molecular function: proton-transporting ATPase activity, rotational mechanism. Gene Ontology annotation, cellular component: vacuolar proton-transporting V-type ATPase complex; fungal-type vacuole membrane. Gene Ontology annotation, biological process: vacuolar acidification. The transcript is spliced from 8 exons. Lineage: Eukaryota; Fungi; Mucoromycota; Mucoromycetes; Mucorales; Mucoraceae. The record is from RefSeq and is a predicted model, not a curated record.